Messenger RNA from Tribolium castaneum (red flour beetle), 907 nucleotides. RefSeq lists its product as uncharacterized. Lineage: Eukaryota; Metazoa; Arthropoda; Insecta; Coleoptera; Tenebrionidae. The transcript is spliced from 4 exons. The coding region runs from base 150 to 848 and encodes 232 amino acids. The record is from RefSeq and is a predicted model, not a curated record.
AAUUCCCUCGUUUCAGGGAAAAUUUAUUCGUGUCGAAUCAAGGUUAGAGUUUAACGAUUCUGGAAAACACAAUGAUAAGAAUUUUGUGAUAAUAAAUCAAUUGUUUGUGGUUGUUUUUUCAAAGAACGGAUAUUUUCCUGCCCCCCGAAAUGACGUCUCUCCGCUCACGGAUGCGUUACAUGAACCCUUACGACAUCCACAAGGCCAUUAUCAACGAAUACGUGCUAAAACAGCCCGGAGACACCAAAUUAUUACAACGUGAUGCGUCAAAAGACCGCACCGAUAUCGACGUCCUUAAAGCCAACCAUAGGUUCCUGUGGGACGACUCAAUCCCCGAUACAUGGGAAGCCCAAUUCGCCAAAAAAUAUUACGACAAGCUUUUCAAAGAGUAUUGCAUCGCAGACCUCACUUAUUACAAGGAAAAUAAGAUCGCCCUGCGGUGGCGCAUCGAACGCGAGGUGAUCGAAGGCAAGGGUCAGUUCACUUGUGGUAAUAAAAAGUGCCCCGAAAGGGAGAAUUUAAGAACGUGGGAGGUAAACUUUGCUUAUAAAGAACAAGGCGAGAAGAAGAAUGCUCUAGUGAAGAUUAGGCUGUGCCCCGAUUGUUCGCUUAAGUUGAACCACAAGAGUAAAAAACGCGAAGUUAAAAGACUGAAGAGUAAAAAGAAGAAGAAAGUGAAGAAACGGGAAAAGGGUGACGAAGAGGGAGGGGAAGAAGGGGGCACAAGUCAGCCGAAGUCAGAUUCGGAACCUGAGACAAGUGAGUCGCCUUGGGAUCAACACAAGCCGGAAGAAAUCAAGACACGGGAUGAAGAAAUGGAAGAUUAUCUUCAAGACUUGCUUUUGUAAAAACCAAUUGUUUGUCUGUAUUUAUUUGUAAAGUAAUUAAAUAAAUGAAAAUUUGAACA